Molecule: messenger RNA, 579 nt
Organism: Dacryopinax primogenitus
Lineage: Eukaryota; Fungi; Basidiomycota; Dacrymycetes; Dacrymycetales; Dacrymycetaceae
Exons: 4
Coding region: 1-579 (192 amino acids)
Source: RefSeq, a predicted model, not a curated record
AUGGACUAUUAUAUCACGAGCUCACGCAAAGAACUAUUCGGCAACUCUGAGGCGGCAGGAUCGAGUCUUCCUGCUGAUCCUACAGAAUUGGCGGUAUUUGAUGAUGCUCUCAAGGCCCAGCUGGAUGUACCAAUCGUUCCCGAUUCUGAGGAAAAACUCAAAUCGACCAAGAAAUCCAAGAAGAGGCGACAUGUAGCAGAUGCUGUCCAAGUGGAGCCUGUCUUUGAGUUCAAACUCGUCUCUGGAUCUAGCCAACCCCAAAGCAUUUCUCUUCAGGAACCGGCUGCUUUAGCAGGUAUCUUAAACCCACACGUAUAUGAGGAUACAACAGAAGAAGAAGAUCAGAGAAGGCAACGUGUCAGCGGGAUAGCCGUGGAUACUUCCUGGCUUUUGAAGGAAGCGAGCACGAAUUGGGCAUCUCCCAAACCUCAUAAGCAACCAGUCGAAGUGAAGGUCGAUGUUAAGGGUGAUACGAUACCAUCACUGUUCGUGGUGGAAAGGCAACGAUGGCCAUUGAAACCAAACGAGCGCUCGUCAGUUGCCGCUAAGGCAAAUGUGCAGAAGAUACGAGUGAAAUAA